GAUGUAAACGUCACGUUAAGGCGGGAUUAUGUUUUGCAUGCUUUUUACACACUUUUUAUUUCCUUAACCUACUUUCCUGUCAUUUUUUUGUUGGUAAUUGUCAAGUACGUAGCUUUGAUAUAUACAGCUCAUAUUUAUCUUACUCUGUCAGAAAAGGAAAAGCGAUUGAAGAUGGGCUAUAUGGUUGUGGAGAAACACACAUUUGACAUGCUUCAUCUGAAGAGGUCUCCUGGGAUUAGAUCUUGGUCUCUUCUUGUCGGAAUUGCUUCAGUUGGACUUGCAGCAGCCUAUUACAGCUCUGAUAGCAUAUUAUGGAAGAUGUUCUAUGUGACCGGCUGUUUGUUUGUAGCUCUACAAAACAUGGAGGAAUGGGAGGAGGCAGUAUUUGACAAAUCUAAGGGUGAAAUAGCAUUAAAGUCUUUUAGUCUCUAUACCAUGAUAUUGACUUUCUGGAAAAGAGGUCAUGAGACAGUGUUGUUAGAUCUGCGACACUUGCGUGACGUGAGCGUUCAGGAGGAGAAGGUGAGAUAUCUGGGGAAGGGUUACCUGUUGGUCCUGCGUCUGGCGACUGGAUUCUCUCAUCCGCUUACACAGAGCGCCACGCUGGGAUCACGCUGUGAUGUAGAAGCAGUUGGUGCUCUUCUGAAGCGCUUCUUGGGUCUCGAGGAGUUAAACAAGCAACUGGCCCAAGACGACUAUCCAAAUGAAGACGAGGAUGACAUUGAAGAUUUGGGGUUGGGUGACAGCAGUGAUUCACAAGAUGAAGCUGAUUUUUAAAACCUCAGAGAGGUCUCGCUUUUGGAAAUGGUUGUCAACACUGUAUCAAGCCUUAAUCGACCAAAUACUCAUCAAGCCUUAAUCGACCAAAUACUCAUCAAGCCUUAAUCGACCAAAUACUCAUCAAACCUUAGAAAUAGAUGAUUGUUGCAUAGUAUUUUCAGAUGCAUUUCAAAGAGGCAUUACCAGAUUAUGUUUAAUACUUUUAAUAGUUCAGUCUGUGCAUGAGUUAUCUUUGAAAUAACUGCAUGAUGAAUUCACCUUUCAUUGGUGAAAGAACAGGUGCCACUAAUCCACUAAAUGCAUGUUUAGUCAGAUGACACUGUUCCUUUAUUUACUGCAUAAGCAUUACAAGCUGUUAUUUGUCAUGUUCAUAGCUUUUCUCAUCAUUUUUUCAUUUUGUAAAUAUUUGAACAUCAUGUUUGAGACUAAUGCCAGAUAAGAAAGUUUGGCAUAUGCUCAAAAACUACUUGUCUUCAAAGGAGAUGCUUUUUUAAAACUAGACCUUUUUGCUGUAUUAGAUUAAUAUGAGCUUAAAGGGAUGUCAUUUUCUCAUCCUCAUGUUGUUCUAUACCUGUAUGAAUUUCAAAAUAUUGAACAAAAAAUAUAUUUGAUAUAUAAUAAACACCGCUGAUUAUAAAUACUGACUUCCAUAGUAGGAAAGCAAAUAUUACGGAAGUAUUGUGAUAUUUGUUUUUCCUACUAUGGAAGUCAAUGGUUACAAUCAGUGCUUAUCACUUAUUAAAAUAUCUACUUGUGUUCACCAGAAAAAUUAAUCCAUACAGUUUUAAUUAACAUGAAGAAGAGAAAAUGAGGAUUUUCAUUUUUGGGUGAACUAUCCCUUUAACUGUACCAUUUUAGUUUUUCAAUGUUUGUUUUUAAUAAAAGAAUUUGACAGCA
Messenger RNA from Misgurnus anguillicaudatus (oriental weatherfish), 1677 nucleotides. RefSeq names its product cytochrome b-245 chaperone 1 (gene cybc1). Lineage: Eukaryota; Metazoa; Chordata; Actinopteri; Cypriniformes; Cobitidae. The record is from RefSeq and is a predicted model, not a curated record.